Messenger RNA from Hibiscus syriacus, 606 nucleotides. RefSeq lists its product as uncharacterized. The record is from RefSeq and is a predicted model, not a curated record. The transcript has 3 exons. NCBI's taxonomy places the organism in Eukaryota, Viridiplantae, Streptophyta, Magnoliopsida, Malvales, Malvaceae. The coding region runs from base 1 to 591 and encodes 196 amino acids.
AUGCCCGUGAAUGAAAAAGCAUACGGCGGAUUCAACAACACAGGUCUAUUGCAUUCGCCGGCAACAAAGAUCUCUCAAAAUAUCGAUGUUUCCGGCUUUUACCAGCCUCCCCAAACACUUUCUCACCAGAAGCUGCAGGCCGCUCAAUUUCAGAUACUGAAGCAACAGCAGCUAAUGAAACGACUAAAUGCACAAAAGCAACAUCAACAGCAGCACCAUCACCAUGUGGUUCAAAACAGAGUGAGGAGCAACAAUGGUACUAAUAGGCCUAUGGGUUUGUCACCAUCUGCAUGCCUCCCUCUUCAGCAGCAAACCCGGAUGACAAACGGGUCGGGUAUGCAAGCUGUUUACUUGAACAAUCCAACUGCAAAAAGGGAACGUGCUGGAACUGGUGUUUUCUUGCCUCGCCGUAUUGGUGCACCUUCUGAACCCCGCAAGAAGCCAGCUUGUCCUACUGUUCUGCUGCCAGCACGAGUUGUUCAGGCCUUGAACUUGAAUCUAGAUGAAAUUGGCGCCCAACCCCAACUUCAUCCUCGUUUCAACCCAAAUUUCACUGCAGAUGCUGGUACAAAAUCAUGUCAAUCUACUUAGGUUUUACGUUUAUAG